Lactuca saligna is the source of this 1305-nucleotide messenger RNA. The record is from the annotation of a GenBank genome assembly. NCBI's taxonomy places the organism in Eukaryota, Viridiplantae, Streptophyta, Magnoliopsida, Asterales, Asteraceae.
AUUUGACCUAGUCUACUGUCAUAUCACCAUACUUCCCGCUGCGUAUUAAAAGGCAUCAUUGAACUCUUGCUUUCAGCAGCAUUAUAAAAGCAGCCUUAGUCUUUGUAUAUGUGCAUAUCUUACACCUACUUACAUAGCCAAAUCGUGUGGCACUACAAUGGCAACCUUAAAAUCACAAGCGAUGUUCUUGUUUUUAGCUUUGCUAAUGUUGAAAAACGUUGCUCUUCAAGCCCAUGCUCGAACAUUCUUUGUUUUCGGUGACUCAUUGGUCGAUAAUGGGAACAACAACUACUUGGCUACAACAGCUCGUGCAGACAAUAGGCCUUAUGGGAUCGAUUAUCCCACUCGACGCCCCACUGGCCGUUUCUCCAACGGACUGAACAUCCCUGACCUUAUCAGUGAAGCCAUAGGUGCAGAAUCAACAUUGCCAUACUUGAGUCCUAUGCUCACAGGUCAAAAGUUACUUGUUGGAGCAAAUUUUGCUUCUGCUGGAGUUGGAGUACUCAACGAUACCGGAGCCCAGUUUGCAAACAUCAUAAGGAUGCCAACGCAAAUGGCAAACUUGGAACAAUACAAGCGAAGGGUGAGUGAUAUAAUAGGUCCUCAAGAGACUGAAAAGCUUAUAAGCCAAUCUUUAACACUAGUGACUUUGGGAGGCAAUGACUUUGUGAACAACUACUAUUUGGUCCCUUUUUCUGCAAGAUCUCGGCAGUUUGCACUUCCCAAUUAUGUCGUAUAUGUCGUCUCCGAGUACCGGAAAAUUCUAAUGAGGCUUUACGAAUUGGGAUUACGUAGGACGAUCUCAACCGAGAGGUCAGGAGUAGUACGUUUAUUGGUGUCAAUAUUCGUCAAUCCAGCAUCGAUUUCAUCUCUGACCCCGGAAGAUAUGGAUUUGUUACCGCGAAGAUAGCAUGUUGUGGGCAAGGACCAUACAACGGAAUCGGACUAUGCACACCAUUAUCGAAUUUAUGUCCCAAUAGGGAAAUAUAUGCAUUUUGGGAUCCUUUCCACCCAUCAGAGAAAGCGAACAGACUCAUCGUAAAAAACAUUCUGGUUGGCACUACCGAUUACAUAUCACCCAUGAACCUCAGCACCAUCAUGACUUUGGACGCUGCGGAAAAGGUGUAACGACACCGUUGAUUUUUAAAUGAAUUCAAACUCUUGUACCAAGAAUCUAUUGCAUUUGUUAUGUUAUUCAUGGAAGAUUUUAAAUGUUGUUGAUUUUGAAUUUGAUAAGUUGGUACUCGGUCCUGAAUGGUGUAGCAUGUAUCAUGAAAUGACUUACGUUUAGAAUCUCUUUCAAAA